CGCACUACCUUUCAACGAAAUGUAAAUUCCCGCUCAAACAACACACAUUCACUCCCUGCUGGGUAGUACGCACAUACGCAGGCGUCUUGCACACUCUCAGCCAACUAGCCCCAACUCACCCACACUAGCGCCUUUGUCUUGGCUUGGCCACACUUGACAUCGCACGAUUCACAAUUCACAUCCCAGCUCCCAGCUCACCAGGUCGCGCGAAAUUCAAACCCCGAAAUGCUGUGGCCAUUAUUGCUCUGCGGGUCAGUCAGCCUACUCGCAAUUCUUCGCCUACUACACACAUACGGAGACCGCAAGCGGUGUGCCUGGUACGUCCAGCUGGCCGCGGUUACCAGUUGGUACCUGCCAUUCACAAUCGUAUUCAUUCUGCCAUUUGAUUUCAGCUCGACGCUCUACCGGAAAUGUGAGCAGAACUGCGACGAACCCAUGGGGUACAUCAGCAGCGAAUUCACUCGACAGCUUUGGCUAGUCCUAUACUGGUUCAUGUACACAUUGACAUGGCUCGUGUUGCCAAUAAUGAUGUCAUACGUGGACUCGGGCGCCUUUACAUUCAGGGACCGCCUGCGUGAAUCAGCGUGGAGCAACCUCCAGUUCUAUGCCAUCAGCGGUACUGUUGGCCUGGUGCUAGUCGGAUAUAUCACGCUCACCCACCGCUUCGCUGGCGCCGAUCUGGUGGCCUUUUUCAUGGCGCUGGCCAACUUCUGGGGGCUGUUUCUGGUCAUCACAUUCAUGGGCUUCGGCCUGGUCUCGAUCCCGCGCAAGCUAUGGCGUCGGGGCGAUCUGGCUUUAGAACUGUCCAAAAUUGAGACCCGCGCCAUGUCCUACAAGGACAAGGCGUACGACUCGGCACUGGAGCUGGCCGACAUUGUGCGCGAAGCGCAUCUCGUGUCAUCCCGCGUCAGCCGCAACGACGACCUGCGCUACUGCGUUGACCGGGUCUUGAAGUACUGCCCCCAGCCGGACUCCAAUGCCGCGGGCAUUGCCAGCAGCAGCAGCAACAGCAACUACGGCAGCAGCAGGCCCGUAGCUCACAACGACACAUUGGCCUCGCGCAUCCCGGCAGAGGUCACUGAGUCGUAUCUGGCAGCGCUGCACAACCGCGUCAAAAAAGCCGUUCUGAAGGAGGAGCGCGACCGCUGGCGGUGGAGCCGGGCCGCCCGUCGUGCCUUUUUUUUGCAAGACGCCAUCGAGUCGCGCAUAAACCCACGCCGGCAGCUUGACUCCAGUCUCCGACCUUGGAGUCAGUGGGGCAUCGCCAAGCGCUCGGCCGCAUGGUGGUGGUAUAUUGCCCUGCGACCCGUUACGUACCGCGCCCUGACCGCUGUUGCCACGGUUCUGAGCAUCAUCAUCCUCUGGUCCGAGCUGACAUUCAAUCUGGACUCGUCGCAGUUCUCAAUGGUGAGUUAUCUCUUGCGCUCCAUGGGCCUAUCUUACUUUGCCAUUGAGGUCAUUAGCAUCGUGAUCAUUGCGUACAUGAGCCUGUGUGCAUACAGCUCGGUGAUGAAGCUGCGCAUAUUCAACAUAUACUCGCUCGAGUCCCACCACCACACCAACGAGCGCAGCCUGCUGUUCUGCGGUGCUUACCUGUGCCGCCUCAUGUUUCCUCUUUGCUACAACUUCCUUAACAUGGCUGGCAGUGGCAGCCUUAGCGGCGACGAUGAGGUGACUGAGUUUUCAAAGUUCAUGGAUCAGAUCGACCUGGUCCCGUACUGGGUGAGCAGUCGAACCGCGCAAUCCCUGUUCUGAUUAUGAUCCCCGCUACCCUGGCAUUUUUCAACGUGCAUGGCCGCGUCAUGGAGUACUUUAGCAUCAACAGGGCGACGCCCAGCGCGCGCUCUGAUAGCGACACAGAGCUUGGCCCGCUUUGUCUGCCGCACGAGGAGGGCCGCAGUCUGCUGCUCGAUGCGCGAAAGGCCGCUGAGCGUC
Kickxella alabastrina is the source of this 1935-nucleotide messenger RNA. Its product is annotated as LMBR1-like membrane protein. NCBI's taxonomy places the organism in Eukaryota, Fungi, Kickxellomycota, Kickxellomycetes, Kickxellales, Kickxellaceae. Gene Ontology annotation, cellular component: membrane. The coding region runs from base 226 to 1755 and encodes 509 amino acids. The transcript has 4 exons. The record is from RefSeq and is a predicted model, not a curated record.